CGACUUUUGACAAUAUGGAAGUCGUGUAUGUGUGAAACUAUUACUGAAGGUAAAAGAAAGGUACCUAAUCGGUCAUGAAACAUUCAGUAAAUGAGUCGAAAAAGAACACUGCUGCCAGAUUUAUAUAAGGCUAAACGUCAGUAUGUGCCAUCAUCUGCAAAUAAUGAAGAAAAUGGAAUGCCUAGUACUCGGGGAGAUACAAACGGUUUGUCAGAAGUACCAUCUGACACUAAAGCUGCCUUACUGCUGUUGCGAGGAUUGUUUCCUCUGGAGAAAUUUGAGGAAAGGUUACCACCUAUUAUUUUGAAACACCAGUUAUACAGUCUGGUCAAAAAUCGCACACUUGUUGAUAAACAGCUGAAUGACUUGGUCACUGCUGGGGAAGUGAAAGUAUUUAAGCUAGGAGUGGAUUCCAACAGUCAGUGUUUGGUAUUCUCUGCUGACUACACACACCAUGUUUUACGUGUUAUGUCAGAAACAAAAGUUGAUCAGACUCUUAUCGAGAAAGUCAGAGUAAAUAUUCUUGAUGCUCAUACAGACAUCAGCCUCGAAAAAGAUUCUCUGACAAGAGAAUAUGGGUUUACAGAUGCAGAAAUUACUCAGCUGGUUCAGGUGUCCCUGUUAACUGUUAGAGAUGUGGGCAGCUGGUGGUUAUCUAUUCCUAAUACAGGCAUUUUCAUGAAAAGUUAUAUUAGAGGCAGGAAGUCUCUUCUAACAAUGAUCAAAAAAUGCAAAUACAGGGAAAUCUUGAAAACAGAACUGGAACAGCGGCGCUGGCCUAAACUUGCCAGGUUAGGAAUCUCAUAUCACAUACACGAUAUCAUUGGAGCAGAUUUAGUGGACUGCAUAAUGACAACGUCAGGGGAGCUCCUUCGACUGCGAGAGUGAAUCUCAGUUUCCUGAAAAACAGCUGCUAAUACCCAUGUUCUAUAAGUUUUUCCCUCAGAGUCAUGUUUCUAAUGUUAAUUUUAAUGUGAAAUCAGUGUUAAGUUUUGCUUAUCCAUUAUUUUUUAUUGGGUGUUCCACUGAUGUGACAAAAGCAGUUGAAGAAACUGUUUAUUGCCUUAAGAAUUACCAAUAAUUCUGUCUCAGAGAUAAUUUUUGAAAAAUAAAUAUGUUGUCUCUUGCAGGUUUUACUAAAUCUCUUUUUCCCUCUUCGCCCUUUUGAGUGGCGUAAAAGCUCCUACUAUGCCUUAACCAAUAAGCACGUUGUGAUGUUGCUUCCAAGUACACUAUCUUUCUAGCAACAGUGCUGAAAUUUUAUCCAAAAAGCAUGAUGGCACAAUUUACUAGUUAUUAAAUAUGCUUUGGAUAUUUUGAUCAGCAUCAUUUAUGGGUCAUCUGCUCUGGUGCCAUUAAAUCCAGUCUCUGUGUGUGUGUGGUUUGUGUGUGUGCAUGCACAUCAAAACGUGCAUUUGUGUGACAAGAUGCAUGUUUGUCCAUGCCUGAAAGUUUAAAGAUACUUGCAUUUAUUACUUAGAACUUAGAGACUGCAACAGCAAAGAAGGUGACUCUUCAAAGAGUGUUGUCUGAAGGGUAAACUGUGAUACCUAUCUUUAGGUGGCAUAUACAUCUGUUUCUUCUCUUUGCUGUCAAUAAAAUAGUCUUAGAGAUUUGUUUCUUUGCCAAACAAAAAAAAUGUUGUGAUAAAGCAAAUACAUUUUUUUUCUGUCCACAAACUCUUGAAGCCUGGAACAAGAAGAGCUAGAUUAUAUUAAGCAUCUGAUGAGAAACUGUCAGUCUUCUACCUAUUCAGCCCAUCUAGUGGAAAAUAGGACCUAAUCAGGAAAAAUCAGAUUUAGUCUUACAAAAUGCUUUCAUUAAAUAUAUUUAGUGUUAGUAGAAAAUAUACAAAAUAGAUUGAAAGCAUGCAGCAUUUUAGGGGAAUACACUGCAUAAUUUUAAUAUUCAUAAAUGUAGCAUGUGAUAAACUACACGAGUCAUGAAAUUCAAAUGCAUGUAAGAAUAAUUUAUAAAAACAUUCAGAAAUAAAAAAUAAUGGUUUCACCCCAAUUCCAAUUAAUCACAAAUUCUCAAGUACUUCAGGAAGUUGAAUACAGUCUGUAUUCUUUGGGGGUAAAAAAAUAACAAACUGGGAACAUUAUUCUGUGCAAAGAGUGUUGUACAAAAUUUUCAUUAGCUGGUAUGUUAUAUUUUAAUUUUUUUUUAAUCCAACUGGGCAUUGCAGUGUUUCAGCUUGCAUAAAGGCUAGCUGAAUUCUUUGGUGAAUGGUAUUCAGGGAAUAAACAGGUGUCUUCUAUUUAAUUUCAUAAACUAGAGUUUUCUUGAUGUUCUGUUUGUCAAAGUUUUUUUGCAUACAAAAUUAGCUAGCUUGUUUGAAUCUAGACAUUCUAUUUUCUCCCAUUUAAGCUUGAGAUAUAUCCAUUUAGCUUACAUAAAGUAACAUGCCACACAAAUUGGGCACCGAGAGAAUGAGACAGGGAGAAUGUACAUAUGUGAAUAUGUCUCCUGUACAUGGAAGCAUGAAAUGAAACUUGAAUAUUUGUAUAUGCACUUAAGAUUUUUUUCCUCUUUCCUUCAGCAAGUUAUUUAUUGAUCACUGUAUUUUUAAUGUUUUGUAUGAAUACGCAUGCAGAAGAAAUUAAUGUUUAAGAGUACAACCUUAAACCUUUUUUCACAUAGUGACUGUUUCCUAUCUCAGGUGAUAUUGUGAUGAUAUUGCUGGAUGCCUGAUUAUUUUCCUGUUAAUCUACCUGGGUCCAAAGACCACGUGGGUUUUGACCCUAGUGUUUUCAUCUUUGUAAGCAUUGUGCAAGAGCUAGAAAGAGUGUUCAAAGGCAGUGAAAGCUGAGCAUGAACUGUUGGUUACAUUUAUUUCAUACAAAAUCUAAUUUCAUAGAUUUUUAGAGUUUUUACCAUAAAAAAGAGAUUUGUGAACAUUUUUCCCCAUAGGAAAGGUGUAGUUUGUUAAAUUUUGUGCUUGUAAAUUUUCUAGUAUCCUAUUUUGCAGGGAUUUCCAAAAGGUCUGAUGCAAUGCUAAUUCUCACUGCAAAUAUUUUUGCAACAGUAAGAUGUAAUGCUGACAAAUGUGGUAAAGUUAAUUAUAUACAUUUGGGAUCCAAUCUAUGAUCCUUUGUGACCUAAUUUGAUAGUUCACAUUUUCCCUUUCCUUUUGAGUAUGAAGACUUUGUGUUCAGUGCUUUUCUUUUAUCAUUUUUCUGUGCAUAAUUGCAUUUUAAAAUUGAAUAAAGCUGAUUUUAAAAAAUCUGGACCAUAGUGCUACAAUGAAAAAUGUAUACCUAAACUGCUAAAUGAAAAUUUUACUAAAUGCCUUUAAAACAUCUUGGCAUCUUGUCCUAAAACCACUAUAAAUGAUUGUGAAGAAAUAUUUGCAACAUGCAGGUUUUCAGCUGUUUAGGCGUUUAUCAGCUAUUAGCAAAGGUAAAAACUGAGGUCAUAAACACCACAAUCUUCUUCAGCACAAAGGUGAUACUACUGUUCUGUUUUCAGCAUGUGUUAUGGUGAUAACUUCAGCAGGCCUUCAUUUUAAGAUUACUUUUGGUACUAUAUGAUAUACAGUGUAAUUUUACAGUUGGGAAGAAAUAACAAUUGUACAAGCUAUGUCUAGAUGCAUCUCCCAACCUUAUCCUGCAAGAUGUAUAUGCCUUUACACUGUGCAACUUGCUACGUGUUGAUGGCUAUGUUUAUCUGAUUGUGAUUCCGUUAUUUCUCCUGUUGUCUGAAAGGUUUAAGAUAUUUGUAAAUGAUACGCAUUUUAAAAAAGAUGAAUUUGAUGGGCAUUUUUUUCUUCGGUUGGAAUGUAGUGUGUUAUUGAUAUUUGAGUCAGUGUAUGUGUGCAUGCACGCAGAUGUGUGAACAUCCCAGGUUUAUGCUUUGUCUUAAUUGCCUGAAGAGCUGUCUGCAGAACACCCACUCCUGUCAUCACUUGCUAGUCUUUGUAGCAAACAUGAGGUGCUACACUGCAAGCACUUUUCUCCUUCUACAAAGGUUUCGCAUGCGUGGUGCAGUGGAAGGUUUCUGAGUCACAAACCACUAAUUCACAUAUAUUGUGUAGAGAUAGGAUUCAGCCUUUUCGUGUAAUACUGUGGUGCAAAGUUAACCCCUGAAAUAAGGCAGUUACCUAUCAAGUAAACGUUUCUUAUGCUGCUGGCCAGUGCACACAAAUUAGGCACUGCAGCAGCAUUUAGCUGAAGAAAAUUUGGUUGGAAAAAUAUAUUUAUUGCCUAGUUAGAAAGUUUGAAAAGAGAGACUUUGAAGGAGGAGAUUUUAACAUGUUUACAGAACUUUUGUUAGCCAAAGAAAGAUCAUCUGGAAGGUGAAACUGUGGACAGAAAGGAUUAUUGACAAGCAAUCCCUGGCAUCAAAGGGUGAUGAUGAGAGUUGCAGACAUAACCAAGUUUCUGUCUAGCAUCCAGUCUUUGGUUGUGGUCAUAUAUAAAAAAAACAUUUGUUAAGAGCGGUAAUUUAGAUACCUCAGAGGCAACAACAUAUAUCCAUAGCUGCACCUCUUUCUCAUCUAUACAGAGAAAGUUCUUGUGGAUACCUAUUACACUGUAGGCCCUUGGCAGGUAACAUUUAUUAAAAAGCUUUCUCAAAUGCUGGUCUAACCUGAAGCUCGCUCCUCAACUGUCAUUACAGUGUGUUCAGAAUGGAGUGUUAUACUUGAGAACAAAUACAAAAAGGUAUGAAACUAGUAUUUUCCUUAAUCUUGAUCAGAUAAGAUUUGGUUUCCAUCACCAAAAAUAUAGUUUGCAUUGGUUCUGGAGAUUUGCACCAAAGGUUACAUCUUUUUCUACUUUAAAAAUGAUUUAUCUCCAAAGCAUGAUUGUACUAUGGGUAUUACAAUAAUAAUUACAAGGGAAUGAAUGUCAUAGUCAGAAGUGUGAGGCUGUAAUGAUGAAAUGUAUUUUCAUAAUUACAACUUCAGGGAAAUAAACUGAAAAAAACA
Pomacea canaliculata is the source of this 4930-nucleotide messenger RNA. RefSeq names its product serine/threonine-protein kinase 19-like. The transcript has 8 exons. Gene Ontology annotation, molecular function: protein serine/threonine kinase activity. The record is from RefSeq and is a predicted model, not a curated record. NCBI's taxonomy places the organism in Eukaryota, Metazoa, Mollusca, Gastropoda, Architaenioglossa, Ampullariidae. Gene Ontology annotation, biological process: protein phosphorylation; positive regulation of Ras protein signal transduction. Bases 91 to 888 code for a protein of 265 amino acids.